Messenger RNA from Cuscuta campestris, 1174 nucleotides. The record is from the annotation of a GenBank genome assembly. Lineage: Eukaryota; Viridiplantae; Streptophyta; Magnoliopsida; Solanales; Convolvulaceae.
AGAGCACGAUUUCAUCCUGGCCAGAACACGGAAUCAAUCCAGAUCUGAGCAAGAAUCGAACAUGGAGAUCAACCAGAACAAUCAACUGAAGAUUAUACUCGAGCAACAACUGGCGUCUCAAAAUCAGAAGAUCGAGGAGAUUAGAGCGGAACAGCAGAAUAUGUUCGAAAAGAUGAUGGAGUUGCUUGAGAAAUCAAGCCACAAUGAAAACAGAUCGUCUUCAGAGGUCAUCGGCAAUGAAGGAGGUGACAGAACUGCUUUUAAAUUUCUGCCUAAACUUGAAUUUCCCUCAUUCAAUGGUUCUAACCCUAGAAAUUGGGUAAAGAAAUGCACACGAUAUUUCAAUCUGUGUAAGAUACCUGAAAAUCAGAAAAUGGAUGUGGCGUCAAUCCAUUUGACAGGGAAGGCUGAGGUGUGGUUUGCUAGUUAUAUUGCUGUCAAAAAAAGAGUAGAAUGGGAUGACUUUAUCAUUGAUGUAUGUGGAAGGUUCAAAGAAGAACUUGACAGUAAACUAGUGGAAGAAUUCAAUAAAUUGAAUCAAAUAGGGACAAUUGAGGAAUAUUUAGAGAGAUUUGAAGAGCUGAAGUCAUUAAUGUUGCAGAAAACUCCAGUUUUACCUGAUGAUUAUUUUGUGGAUAGUUUUGUGGGAGGCCUGAAGCCACACCUGAAGGCAUUUGUGAAGGCACUAAAACCUCUAACCAUUGAUGAUGCUGUGCAAUUUGCCAGAUUACAGGAAGAAUCUGUGCAAGCAGUUAGAGACACUCCUAAGGCGCAAGUAACACGAAACACAACUGGUCUUCUACCCACACCGAGGGGAAAUACUAGUUUCAAAGGUGGUAGUGCAUUCUCAGACUAUAGGAGUCAUGGCAAUCCUCAAAACUCCACAACUGAUAGUACUAGUUCAUCAAGUAGUACAGCAAGGAGUUUUAGACCUACUAAGGUCUUUGUUGGGAUUUUAAGCGCGUAAGAUACCGAAAAAUAUUGAGAACACCAGAAAAAUGAGAGAACAAACACAAGGAGAAUAUGAGAGAAAAAUUAUAUCUUUACUAUUUCAGAACGAUACACAAAAAACUCUCCCUGUUUACAAGUGCUAAAUACCAGACACUUAUAAACAGACUUUUCACACCCUAUACCCGGAUGUAUUUUUCCGAGUAACUAAAAUCAGUUACUCCUU